UAUGAAAAUUGGAUGUGUAACGUAUUGUGAAUGCUAACCACAUUACAGUAACUUUUGGGUGCAGCGGCGAGAGUGAGAGUGAACAUGGCAACUGCGGGGAGUAAGAAGCCUUUAUCAUUGCAGCAAUUCAUCUCUGUUACCGCUCCUCUUCUUGAUUUGGAAAAGGAAGCUGAGAUUUCAAGCUCAAUUGCUACAGGUGCGUCCAGGAAUUUGGACACCGCUCAAAAGAGGGGUUCCACAAUCCUUAACUUGAAGUGCAUCGAUGUCCAGACAGGGCUUAUGGGGAAGUCUCUGAUCGAGUUCCAGUCUACAAAAGGAGAUGUUCUUCCUGCACAUAAGUUUGGUACUCAUGAUGUUGUUGUUUUAAAACUUAACAAGGCUGAUUUAGGUUCUCCUGCUCUUGGACAAGGUGUUGUUUACAGAUUAAAGGACUCGUCAAUAACUGUUGCUUUUGAUGAUAUACCGGAAGACGGUUUGAACAGUCCCCUAAGGCUGGAAAAAGUAGCAAAUGAGGUGACAUAUCGCAGGAUGAAAGAUGCAUUGAUACAGUUGAGCAAAGGAGUGCACAGGGGUCCUGCCUCUGAUCUGAUUCCUGUCUUGUUUGGGGAGAGGCAACCUGCAGUGUCCAAGAAGGAUAUAUCCUUUACUCCCUAUAAUAGAAAUCUUGAUCAGUCUCAGAAAGAAGCAGUUUUGAAAGCUCUGUCGUCAAAGAAUGUGUUCUUGUUGCAUGGACCACCUGGAACGGGAAAAACUACAACAGUUGUAGAAAUUAUAUUACAAGAAAUAAAACGUGGAUCUAAGAUUCUUGCUUGUGCAGCCUCAAAUAUUGCUGUUGACAACAUUGUAGAGCGGCUCGUUCCACAUAGAGUUAAGCUGGUGAGAGUGGGUCAUCCUGCACGCUUAUUGCCUCAAGUACUGGACAGUGCGCUGGAUGCUCAGGUACUACGAGGAGAUAAUAGUGGUCUUGCAAAUGACAUUCGGAAAGAAAUGAAGGCAUUGAAUGGAAAACUUCUGAAAACCAAAGACAGAAAUACAAGAAAGGAUAUACAGAGGGAACUUAGGACUCUAUCCAAAGAAGAACGUAAAAGGCAGCAGCUUGCUGUAACAGAUGUACUUAAAAGUGCAGAUGUAAUAUUAACUACUUUGAUUGGGGCUUUCUCCAAGAAACUAGACAGCACUUCAUUUGAUUUGGUGAUUAUUGAUGAAGCUGCUCAAGCACUUGAGAUAGCAUGCUGGAUACCUCUGCUGAAGGGUUCAAGAUGUAUACUUGCAGGGGACCAUCUUCAACUUCCUCCAACCAUUCAAAGUGUUGAAGCUGAGAAGAAAGGCUUAGGAAGAACUCUCUUUGAACGACUUGCAGAAACGUAUGGAGAUGAAAUCACAUCAAUGCUUACUGUGCAGUACCGUAUGCAUGAACUUAUCAUGGAUUGGUCUUCUAAAGAGCUUUACAACAGUAAGAUCAAGGCUCAUGCAAGUGUUAGUGCACAUAUGUUAUAUGAUCUUGACAGUGUGAAGCGGACAUCUUCAACUGAACCAACCCUUCUUCUUGUAGACACAGCUGGAUGUGACAUGGAAGAAAAGAAAGAUGAAGAAGAUAGCACCUUUAAUGAAGGUGAAGCUGAAGUUACUGUGGCUCAUGCGAAGAGACUAGUGCAAAGUGGGGUGCUUCCUUCUGAUAUAGGAAUUAUUACCCCAUAUGCUGCCCAGGUUGUUUUGCUCAAGAUGUUGAAAAACAAGGAGGACCGGUUGAAGGAUGUUGAAAUCUCAACAGUUGAUGGUUUCCAAGGAAGGGAGAAGGAAGCCAUUAUCAUAUCAAUGGUUCGAUCAAAUUCAAAAAAAGAGGUUGGCUUUCUAAGUGAUCGGCGGCGAAUGAAUGUAGCCGUGACACGGUCUAGAAGGCAAUGCUGUCUUGUCUGUGACACAGAGACAGUCAGUGGUGAUGGAUUUCUAAAGCGAUUGAUUGAGUAUUUUGAGGAGCACGGUGAAUAUCUGAGUGCAUCUGAGUACCAGAAUGAGUAGACCAGACUCUCAAGAUUAAGACAUCUAUCGUUGCACUCGUGCUUAUUUUGGUGGAUUCGUGAACGUUAGUAAAAUAUUUCCAAUGUAUUUGGAAAGGAAAGCCGUUGAUAGUUUAUGUUGAGGAACCAUUCAUCUAGGAGAAAUAGGAGAAAAAAAACUCUUGGAAU
Messenger RNA from Vigna umbellata (rice bean), 2186 nucleotides. Its product is annotated as DNA-binding protein. Gene Ontology annotation, molecular function: ATP binding; 5'-3' DNA helicase activity; ATP hydrolysis activity. NCBI's taxonomy places the organism in Eukaryota, Viridiplantae, Streptophyta, Magnoliopsida, Fabales, Fabaceae. The record is from RefSeq and is a predicted model, not a curated record.